Molecule: messenger RNA, 966 nt
Organism: Aureobasidium namibiae CBS 147.97
Lineage: Eukaryota; Fungi; Ascomycota; Dothideomycetes; Dothideales; Saccotheciaceae
Exons: 3
Coding region: 1-966 (321 amino acids)
Source: RefSeq, a predicted model, not a curated record
AUGCCAGACAAGAAGAUAAUGCCAGACAAGAAGAUAAUGCCAGACAAGAAGAUAAUGCCAGACAAGAAGAUAAUGCCAGACAAGAACAAAACGCCAGACAAGAAGAAAACGCCAGACAAGAAGCCACCUCCGGGCAAGAAGCCGCCUCCGGAUAAGAAGCCACCACCUGACAAGAAACCUGCGCCCGACAAAAAGACAUCGCCGGACAAGAAGCCAAAACCGUCUACUCCGCCUCCCACCAAGGCACCAUGGAAGUCGCCUCUUAAGAAUCCCUUCAAAAAGAAGCCAGCUUCCGACAACAAGCCACCGUCAGACAGAACGUCGUCGCCCGACAAGACGCCAGCUUCUAACCAAAAUACACCUUCUACGAAAGAGCCACCGCCCGGACAGAAGCCAGCCGCCGACAAGAAGACGCCACAUGACAAGAAGCCAGAGCCCUCCAAGAAACAGCCGUGGAAGCCAACUCUCAACAACCCCUUUGACAAAAGGCCUGCGCAGAAAGGAUCCCCUGCAGCUUCGCCAUCAGGUAAAGACAGACCGACACCGUCACCCGGCCCGAGCGGCGGAUCAACACCAACGCCUCAAGAUCUGAAGUUAGCUUGGAUGCUUUUACCAUUUGCACCUGCUGCUUCGAGUGUCCUAGCUGGCGCCAAUACCCCUGAGAUCCUGGCAACCUUUCUAUUGAGUCUUUUGACUCUGAAUGUGGGAGGCGCUAUAAUGGCGGCUCGUCAACAGCUCGGUGUCAAGCAGUUCUUCGUGGAGCUCUGUUUCGUCGAGCAAUGUAUCGUCGAGUUCUUCUUCAUCGAGUUCCUCGAGUUCUGCGUCAAGUUCUCCAAGUUCCUCAUCCAGCUCUUCAAGUUCUUCAUCAUCAAGUUCAUCCAGUUCUUCUUCAUCCAGCAGCUCUUCCUCUUCGAGCAGUUCUUCGUCAAGCAGUUCUUCGUCAAGCAGUUCGAGUGGAUAGCCUAG